Molecule: messenger RNA, 2533 nt
Organism: Melospiza georgiana
Lineage: Eukaryota; Metazoa; Chordata; Aves; Passeriformes; Passerellidae
Gene: SKIDA1
Product: SKI/DACH domain containing 1
Exons: 1
Coding region: 68-2533 (821 amino acids)
Source: RefSeq, a predicted model, not a curated record
UUUUUUUUUUUUUUUUUUUUCAUGUCUCUCUCUCUCUGCAAAUGCUGGGAAUAAUUUAAUUCACGAAAUGGGAGACCUGAAGUCGGGUUUUGAAGAGGUGGAUGGCGUGAGGCUCGGCUACCUCAUCAUUAAAGGAAAGCAAAUGUUUGCACUCUCCCAGGUUUUUACAGACCUGCUCAAAAACAUCCCGCGAACUACCGUGCACAAGCGAAUGGAUCAUUUAAAAGUAAAAAAACAUCACUGCGACUUGGAGGAGUUGAGGAAACUCAAAGCCAUCAACUCCAUCGCUUUCCACGCCGCCAAAUGCACCCUGAUCUCCAGAGAGGACGUGGAAGCCCUAUACACAUCCUGCAAAACCGAACGGGUUCUUAAAACGAAACGAAGGAAACUAAGCCGGGCGCUGUCUGCCACCGAUCUCCGGCCGGAGCUCGCUCCCCCCGACCCCUUCUCGGGCUUCUGGAAGGAGAACAAACUUUGGCUGGGUCUGAGCGACUCUCCUCGGCCGCUGCUGCCCGUCCGGAGGAAAGCUCUGCGCCCGGGGGACACAGCCUUGCUACCGGCCGCUCAUCUACCUCACAUUUUUAGUAAAUACACUGGCCACAGCUACCCAGAAAUCGCUCGGGCGCCUUGCAAAUCCCCCGUAAACUAUGAAACGGCGCCGGCGGUGGGCGGCUGCGUGCCCCUGCGCUCCCGUCGCCCGCUCGCCGCCGCGGCGCGGCCCCGGCUCCCGGCCGCCGGUCCCCCGCCCCUGCCCGCCCGCUGCCGCCGCCGCCGCCACGGGGCGGCCGCCGCCGCCGUCACGCUGGGCCCCCCCGGCGGCGCCCGCCGGCCCCUGGCCCUGCCCCGGCCCUGCCGGCCCCGUGGCGCCCCGCGGCUGCCGCUGCCGCUGCCCCGCGGCUUCGGGCCGCCCGCCUUCCCCGAGAGCGGCAGCAGCGACUCGGAGUCCAGCUGCUGCUCGGGCCGCGCCGCCCACGACUCGGACUGCGGCUCCAGCCUCUCCAGCUCCAGCGAGGGCAGCUCGGAGGAGGAGGACGAGGAGGAGGAGGAGGACGAGGAGGGCAGCGGCGCCUCGGACUCUAGCGAGGGCAGCUCGGAGGAGGAGGAGGAGGAGGAAGAGGAGGAGGAAGAGGAGGAGGAGGAGGACAGCACCUCGGACUCCGACUCCAGCUCGGUCUCCAGCCAGGUUUCGGUGCAGAGCAUCCGCUUCAGGCGCACCAGCUUUUGCAGCCCGCCCGGCGUGGUCCACGCCAACUUCUUGUACCAUCUGGCGGCCGCCGCCGCCUCCCGGCCCCCGGCCCCGGCGGAGCCCGGCGGGCUGCCCGCCCUCCGCGGCGCUCCCGGCGGAGUCAAGCCGGAGCUGCCGGAGGAGUGGGGCUGCCCCGGCUGGGCUCCCGCCGCCCCGGCGCUGCGCUGCUCCGGCGGCCUGGGGAGCUGCUUCGCGGAGAUAAGAGAUGAUAGGGUAUCCGAACUCACAUUCCCACACUCUGAAUUUUCCAAUAAUGCCAAGAGUACUGACCUAACAAUUAACUGUGUUGCAAAGGGGGCCUCUUCACCUAGCCCAAAGACAAACAAUGCAUUUCCACAACAAAGAAUACUCAGAGAGGCAAGGAAAUGCCUUCAAGCAACUACUACACACCGUGCAGAUAACAAUACAAUAGCUGCUAGGUUCUUAAAUAAUGAUUCUUCAUCAGCGGCAGCAAAUUCAGAGAAAGAUUCCAAAAUCCCUCAUUGUAUUGAAUUUGCCACGGAUUUGCCCUCUUUACAAACUGAUCCUGCGGAGGAUGCUGCUUCUCCAGGGGCAGCAGCAGCAGCUGAGCUCCAGUGCACUGAUACAGGCAAUAAGGCAUUGCCAUUCCUGCACAGCAUUAAAAUCAAAAUAGAGGACAGCAGUGCGAACGACGAGUAUGAGCCUGAUCUUACAACACAUAAGCUAAAGUGUGAGUGCAAUGAUACUAAGGAUGAGUUUUACGGUGUGACUGAGAGUAAUAACCAGGACGCUUUAUUAACAGUCAAGGAAGAUUCUGCAUGCACUGAGAAAGAAACCACUUCCUUAAACCCACUGACUCAGAGUCAGGUCCUCUCAUGCACUUUAGGUACUCCAAAACCUGAGGAUGGGGAGUAUAAAUUUGGAGCAAGGGUGAGAAAAAAUUACAGGACACUGGUUUUGGGAAAGCGACCUGUACUGCAGACUCCUCCAGUCAAACCAAAUUUGAAAUCAGCUCGAAGCCCACGUCCUACAGGUAAAAUUGAGACACAUGAAGGAACACUGGAUGAUUUUACAGUUAACAAUAGACGCAAAAGGGUAGCCAGCAAUGUAGCAUCAGCAGUGAAAAGGCCAUUUAAUUUCAUGGCAAAUUUUCCCUGUCCACCAUCACUAAUUAUUGGCAAUGAUGGGGAUUUGUUGCCAGCUUAUUCCUUAAACACCACUAAGGAUUCCCAACCACCUCACAAGGCCCAUCCUGUAUGGAAAUGGCAGCUGGGCGGUUCUGCAAUACCUCUUCCACCUAGCCACAAAUUCAGGAAAUUUAAUUAA